This is a messenger RNA of Neurospora crassa OR74A, 342 nucleotides long. RefSeq lists its product as hypothetical. Bases 1 to 342 code for a protein of 113 amino acids. The record is from RefSeq and is a predicted model, not a curated record. Lineage: Eukaryota; Fungi; Ascomycota; Sordariomycetes; Sordariales; Sordariaceae. The transcript has 3 exons.
AUGACCAACAACCUGAACUCAACAGACCCGUUCGGCAUCGGUCGUGGCGUCCACACGAAAACCAAUCAAAUAAUGCACGGCUCAGGGAGAAGUACAAAACCAAUCCCGACGGCCCUUGUGAAUUCCCACGCAUUGGCUCUCAGCUGGACGAAUUUCGGCACCAGCUUUGAGCUGGGCCAAGCUGCUAGGAGCAUGAUCUUGGAGAAAUCUAUUCGCAGUGGUGAGCCUCAACAAGCCGGGAAAUUUGAAUACCGCAGCACCUUGGGGAAGCCACCAAGUAAGACAGCAUGCAAGACUGGUUUCGAAGCACCACAACGCUACGUCAGAGGAGGUAGUCACUAA